Messenger RNA from Alternaria hordeiaustralica, 783 nucleotides. RefSeq lists its product as uncharacterized. Bases 1 to 783 code for a protein of 260 amino acids. The transcript has a single exon. The record is from RefSeq and is a predicted model, not a curated record. NCBI's taxonomy places the organism in Eukaryota, Fungi, Ascomycota, Dothideomycetes, Pleosporales, Pleosporaceae.
AUGCCAAAAUCCAACAUUACGCAAGCCAAGCCAAACUCACAGCCAACACUCCCCGCAGACGAACCCGCAUCAGUCUUCGAGUUCUUCGAUUCCCUUCCCGCAGAACUCCAAUCCCGCAUCAUCAAAUACGCCUGGAACAAUGCCAUCCACGCAUCACCCCUCCAUCUCCACGCCGACAUCAAAUUCCGCCGACCCACUUCUGCAGCCUCUGUACUAGCAGCAAGCAUUCCCUGCUCAGUAAAUUACAGAGUCCACGCCUCUGUCAACCGAGACAUCACCUUGCACCUAACCAGCAAGUUCUUCUCCGCCGAGUGCAAAUUCCUCGCUAAGCCGCACCACCUCCACCUCCCCGUUUCCAACUCGAAUGGAAGCGGAUCUGCGGCAACGAAACCCUGCCUCUUCAUCCCAGAUAAGGAUACCCUGCAUAUCAACAUCAAAGGCGAAAUGACGUACAAAUACACCGUCCUCUCCGCUUUCGCCAUCUUGCCCAAGCUCCUCAGGGAGAUGGUCAAACAUAUUGAUAUUGACUACACGGACGCACAGGAUAUGCUCGAGCUCUGCAUGCAACUGGGCCCGAAGGGUAGUAUUACGAGCUUAAUCGGUGGGCUCGGAGCGCCGAGGUUAGAGACUGUGACGAUCUCGGUGUGUAGCUUGAUUGUGGAGGGGAAUCAAAGGAUGGGGGUUUUGCCGAUGCCUGGGAGGGAGGGUAAGGAGGUGGAGAUGAGGGUUAAGGCAGUGGAUGUACGGGAGGGGUUGACAUUUUGGGAGAGGAUUAUGAGAUGA